This is a messenger RNA of Ostrinia furnacalis (Asian corn borer), 3173 nucleotides long. It is a transcript of the gene Naa35, whose product is annotated as N-alpha-acetyltransferase 35. The record is from RefSeq and is a predicted model, not a curated record. Gene Ontology annotation, cellular component: NatC complex. Lineage: Eukaryota; Metazoa; Arthropoda; Insecta; Lepidoptera; Crambidae. The coding region runs from base 149 to 2326 and encodes 725 amino acids. The transcript has 14 exons. Gene Ontology annotation, biological process: N-terminal peptidyl-methionine acetylation.
GUCAAAAACUCCAGACAAGCAUUCGCAGGAAGGCAGGCAAAAAUUUUAAUAAAAUUUUGGAUUUUCGGAAAGCUAAGAGUUGCAUUUGCAUCAGUGUUAGUCCCGAAAUUUAAGGGUAAAUUAUAUAAUCUCUCUGUAAAUUUUACAAAUGGGUGAUAACGAUGAUUAUUAUGAUGGUGACGGGACAAUGGAGUCUUUGGCAACCUCUCCAGAGGUCACCUACAACUGGGUAGAUAUUACUUCUGAUUUCUUCAAGCAUAUUCAAGAUCUUCAAUUAGGCGAGCUCCUACACGAUGGCCACUUGUUCGGACUGUUUGAGGCAAUGUCGGCCAUUGAGAUGAUGGAUCCCAAAAUGGAUGCUGGAAUGUUAUGCAAUCGCGGAAACCCUAAGCCACUUAAUUUCCAACAAGCUGUUGCAGCUGGCAAGCUGAAAAUAGAUGACAUAGAACCGAGUGAGCUGAUCGGAAUCAUUGAUGCAACUAAGGCCUGCAUCGUGUCUUGGUUGGAAGGCCACUCGUUGGCCCAAACUGUCUUCACCAACCUGUAUUUGCACCAACCCCACAAUAUUGUGAACAAGACGUUGAAAGCAUAUUGUAUUGCAGUGUACAAGUUAUUGGAUUGCAUCAGAGAUUGUAUUAACAAGGCCCAAGUGUUUGAAGAAGAAGAUUUUCAACCUAUGGGCUACGGUUAUCGUCUUGGCUCGAACCCGCAGACAGGGAAUACUUAUGAUGUCAAUCUCGAGGUGACUGAGCAGAAGUGCGUUGCUAUGUUAAGGGAACAGGAGGAGGAGCUGAAUAAGAAAGCUAGAAGUGGUGAAGAUGAUGCGAGCAACCUCUGGGCAGCACUCGCAGCGAGGAUUCGCUUCACCAGAAUGUUCUACCAAGCCCUCCUCCUGAUUACGAAGAGAGACUCACAGUCCGGCGUGGACUGUGUUGCACUGCUGAACGGUUGCUCUGAGAUGAUGAAGGUCAUCAUCAAAACAGCUGGGAAAGGAACACAACCUGUUGAGAAUUCCGACUCCCCAAACCCGAUGGGCUUCGAGCCGAUGAUCAACCAGCGUCUGCUGCCGCCCACGUUUCCGCGGUAUACGCGCAUCAAGCCGCGCGCCGACGCGCUGCAGUACUUCGACGAGCUCGUCGCGCGGCUGCGGCACGCGUGGAAGAUCACCUCGUGCACCAACUUCCACACCGCGCUGGACUUCUUCAUGGAGUUCAGCCGGCAGCGCGCGUGCAUCCUCUCGCGUUCCGCGCUACAACUGCUGUACCUCAGCCCGUCGCCCGCCACCACGGCCUCAAUGGCUCAAAGCGCGAUGAACUCGCCCGCGGGCCAGCCGCGGCCGCAGCACGCCUUCGCCGAGAUACUGCGGGAGUCCGUCAAGAGCUUCGUCAACCCGCCCGCCCUCACGGCCAAGUCGCCCGUCCUGUCCACGCCGCAGGCCCGUGAGUUCGUGGAGAACUUCCUGGCCCGUUGCGUCCGCCCGUUCGCAGUCCUACUGCAAGUGUGUGGACACAACCGCGCGCGGCAGCGGGACAAGCUUGCCUUGUUGUUGGACGAGUUCGCAGCUCUGCAGGAAGAGGCGGAGAGCGUGGAUGCGGUGCUGAGCGGUGCCGCGGGGACAGGCCCACGGGCUUGCUUCGGCACUUGGAUCCUGUACCACGUACUAAGGGUCAUGAUCGCCUAUCUACUGUCCGGACUCGAACUAGAGCUCUACAGUGUACACGAGUAUCACUAUAUCUUUUGGUAUUUAUACGAGUUCCUAUACGGCUGGCUAGUGUCAGCGCUUGGCCGCGCUGAGACCUUGGCAUUCGAAGGUGCCAAGCGCCAAGACGCCAAGCGAGCCGGCGCCAGGAAACAGAAGAAGAGGACCAGGCCGUAUGCUAGGGAGGGCCUUAUGUGCCAAGUCAUGCAGAACAUGUGCGGAGGUUACUAUAAGGCACUGGUCGCGUUCAAAUUACAAGGCAAGAUCCGGCAGCCGCAGUCCGCGUUCGACAACGAGGCCGUCCGCUACAAGCACCGCUUCGCGCCGCUGUCCGUGCUCACGCCGCCGCAGGUGCACUACCACGAGUUCUGCGAGAUGACGCAGCCGCUGCAAUAUGAAAACCCUGUGAUACUGUACCUUGGAGGGUGCAAGCACUUUCAGCAAGCCAGGUCCCUUUUAGAAACUAUUACAACGCCUGAUCAAGAGGUUUCGGAUCUCCUAAAAGUAGCCAAAACUAAUUUCGUAGUCCUAAAAUUACUAGCCGGAGGUCACAAAAGGGACUCGACCACGCCCCCUGAAUUCGAUUUCUCCGCCCACAGACAUUUCCCUAUCAUAAAACUAGUCUAAUAGCUGUAAAUAAGUUAAAACAAUUGACGACUAAUAUUUUAAUCAAGAGAACUGGCCAGUAAAUAAUAUAAGACACUCUUUUUUGUAAAAGUAUGUACAGUGGCAGGUUGACUUGGAAAAAUUUAAAUAGAUGGCGCUAGUAUAGUUGGCGGUCUUGUCAGCUGUCAUUUGGGUCAUUUGUUUUCUUUUGCGAUGAAAAAUAACCCGACAACAAUGAAAAGGUUAUAAGUUCCUUUAUUUUCACAUUUAACAGCGCUGGCUGUUCUAUAUCUCAAAUUAUUUUUUUCCAUUCCCUAACACCAGAGAUUUUUCCACUCUUUUCACUAAAAUUGACAAAAAUAAGUGUUUCAAAUAUACGAGACACAAAGUUAGCGUGACGUUUUAUGACCUUCAGCUACACUAGCGUCAUCUGGCGGGAACAAAAGCUAAAAUUGCUGCCAUUGUCACGACGACGGACAUGUAAAAAGUCUGUCGCAGCCUCUUUAAAAUUAUUUACAAUUUUCCCACAACUUUUUUAUAUAGUUUGCAAAUACAAAGUACAAUCAUUGUGUGAAAUAAUUACGUUGUGCAUCUGGAUUUACCAAUACUUUGUCUUACGAUAAUUUGAUAUCGACUAGUCUUGUAUAAUUGUCACAACAUCACAUAAUUAGUAGUUACUAUAGAGUUGCGUGAAAAACGAAAUCCUAACUAUUAUGUAUAAGAUCUAAUUAAAGAUAAUCUGAGCUAAAUGUUGCUAAAUACUAUGUAAGAAGAUAAUAGUAUAAUAGUUUGCUUCCGCAUCUCUGAAAUUGAUCUAUUGAGUAAUUGUAAUAACUUGAACAAUCAAUAAAAUUAUUUAUGUUAUUCU